CUCCUUGCUUUGGGAGGGCAACCUGUGAUUAGCCAAGGAAGGAGGCGAAGCGCGCUCCAAUUGGCUAGUAGGCGCGGCUUAUGAGUCCCGCCUCCUGCUGAGGGACAGGCCUGGCUGCGCGGGGUUGUAGUUUGGCUGAGGGACGGGCCCGGCGAGGAAAGGGACGCUGGCCUGCCAGUUCACACUCUCUUCCCCACCUGAUGUUGGGGACCUUCCUUCACUUACUUCCAAGAGGUCACUGGUCACUGGUUCCUGAAGCAGGAAACUGCGCCCACUGUAGGGUCCAUACCUUGGGCGACUGACCCUCGCUGCUGACUGGCCACAUCUCCCUCAUGCCGCUUGGACUAGGCCGACGGAAGAAGGCCCCACCGCUGGUGGAGAAUGAGGAAGCCGAGCCCAUUCGCAGUGGCCUGGGUGGGCUGGGGGUAGGCAGCGUUGGUGUGGUUGGCGGGGCACUUCAGCCUGGCCUUCCCCCACCCCCUGCCAGUCUCCGCCCUCGACUUGUGUUCCACACCCAGCUGGCCCAUGGAAGCCCCACUGGCCGGAUUGAGGGCUUUACCAAUGUCAAAGAACUGUACAGUAAAAUUGCUGAGGCCUUUAAAAUCUCACCAGCCGAGGUGAUGUUCUGCACCUUAAAUACCCACAAAGUGGACAUGGAAAAACUGUUGGGUGGCCAGAUUGGCCUAGAGGAUUUCAUCUUCGCCCACACAAAGGGCCAGAGGAAGGAGGUUGAGGUGUUCAAAUCUGAGGAAGCCCUGGGCCUGACCAUCACGGACAACGGAGCUGGCUAUGCUUUUAUCAAGAGAAUCAAGGAAGGGAGUGUUAUUGACCGGAUCCAAGUCAUCAAUGUGGGGGACAUGAUCGAGUCUAUCAAUGGACAGAGUCUUAUCGGCUGCCGGCAUUAUGAGGUCGCCAAAAUGCUCAAGGACCUGCCCAAAGGCCGCACUUUCACACUGAAGCUUACUGAGCCCCGGAAGGCUUUUGAUAUGAUCAGUCAGCGGUCUGCAGGAGGCAAACACAGCGGGAGCGCUCAGCUUGGCACAGGAAGAGGCACCCUGCGGCUUCGGGCCAAAGGACCAGCCACUGUGGAGGAACAGCCAUCUGCAUUUGAGGAAAAGGCCAUCGAGAAGGUUGAUGAUCUUUUGGAGAGUUACAUGGGCAUCCGUGACACAGAGCUAGCUGCUACCAUGGUGGAGCUGGGAAAGGACAAACGGAAUCCUGACGAAUUUGCUGAGUCCCUGGACGAGCAGCUGGGGGACUUUGCCUUCCCCGACGAGUUUGUCUUCGACGUCUGGGGAGCGAUUGGCGAUGCCAAGGUUGGGCGCUACUAGGACUCUGUGCCCUCUGCUGGACCCUGCAGGCAGGACUACUAGGCAGGCCACUGGUGGGCCUGGCACACCACUGUGCCCUCACUUCGAUGCUGGGCCACACCUGCCUCCUUUCCCUAGGGGCUGGAGAGGCCCUCAAGCAAUAAGUCACCUGCAUUAAUGACUGGAGUGUAAUGUGAAUGGGGGCCAGAAUCACUGCUGCUGACCACCUCUUUGUGCAUGAGGCUCCCUCAGAUCUGAACACAGUCUGCUAGGAGUCCCUUGCUGCCAGUUCUUGGCUUCUGCCACUCUGCUCAUACAGUUUGCUGUUCUCAGGGAGAUGCAGCUGCUCUUUGCUGGUUUCCAGGCCUAGCCUUGAACGAGGAUAUGCAGGCAUCCUGAUAGACAGUUAGUCUGGGGGGAAUCUCACAGGCGCUCUCGGGCAACGGAUGAGGCUGGGGUGAGCUCGGAUGGGUUUGGACAGCCCUGACACAACCGUUUGGAUGGGUGGCCAGGUGUGGCAAAAGCUCCUCACUGCAUAUCUGCUCUGGAUAGGCUAAGGGUACACACACACAUCCCCCUUAAUCCAACAUGAACAUCCUCCGCUGGUCCAGCCCCAGCUUCCAGUACAAUAUGCACUGGGAAGCUGCUUCUCUUGCCGCGGGUGGACCUCAUUUCAUAGCUGCUCUCUCUUGCUUGAUCCUCGUAGCUUGGCUUUGGGUAGUAAAUGCAAAAGAGGCACUCAGAAAUCAGAGAGCAUCAGAUUACAAGGUUAAAAAAAAAAA
Lacerta agilis (Sand lizard) is the source of this 2092-nucleotide messenger RNA. RefSeq names its product GIPC PDZ domain containing family member 1 (gene GIPC1). Bases 333 to 1331 code for a protein of 332 amino acids. Gene Ontology annotation, molecular function: protein binding. NCBI's taxonomy places the organism in Eukaryota, Metazoa, Chordata, Lepidosauria, Squamata, Lacertidae. The record is from RefSeq and is a predicted model, not a curated record. The transcript is spliced from 8 exons.